ACUAUUCAUCACUCUCACUUUAGUGAUCCAUUUAUCACCUUUAUAUUUCAGGCUGGAAGAAUCAUUGCAAAUUUGAUUGUGGUGGGCUCUGGAGUUUUGGGAGGGCCUGCUCAGGCAUAUCGUCAAGCGCUUCAAAAUGCUUCGAGGAAUGGCGUUGCACAUGAAGCAGUACAGAGCAUGAAGAAAGUCAGCAAGACGAUGACUGAGUCAGAGGCAAGACAGAUUCUUGGAGUGUCUGAAAAUGCACCAUAG
Linum tenue is the source of this 252-nucleotide messenger RNA. The record is from the annotation of a GenBank genome assembly. Lineage: Eukaryota; Viridiplantae; Streptophyta; Magnoliopsida; Malpighiales; Linaceae.